UCCCAAACGGCAGGAUAUCCCAUUAUAAACUCCCUAUACACACAGAGAAAUAGAGAGAGAAAAAGGAAAAAAAAAUGGACGGAGAGAAUUCUCAUUAUCACUACAGAGAAUGCCUACGGAACCAUGCAGCGAAUCUCGGCAGUUACGCCACCGACGGCUGCGGCGAAUUCACUCUCGACGACACCUCUUCUCCGGCCAACCAACUUUACUGCGCCGCCUGCAACUGCCACCGCAACUUCCACCGCAAAGUCACGUAUAUCGGCGGCAGCGGACGUUUUUCCUCCGCCGCCCCCACCGCCGACAACCUCAUGGACUACGACCGUCACGCCAUCGUCGAGUACGCCGCCACCGACACCGGCGGCAGCAAAAAACGGUUCCGAACAAAGUUCACGACGGAUCAGAAGGAAAAAAUGCUGGCAUUUGCAGAGAGAUUGGGUUGGAAGUUGCAGAGGAAAGAUCUGGACGAGGAGAUCGAGAGGUUCUGUCGGAGCGUGGGGAUCACUCGCCAAGUUUUCAAGGUUUGGAUGCACAAUCACAAGAAUUCCUUCUCUUCAAAUUCUGCUUCCACUGGAAAUGUCUCUUCUGUAACAAACCAAGAUUAAUUAAUUUAAUAAUAAAAUUAAUCUUUGUUAAUGUGA
This is a messenger RNA of Cucurbita maxima (winter squash), 638 nucleotides long. Its product is annotated as zinc-finger homeodomain protein 10-like. The transcript has a single exon. The record is from RefSeq and is a predicted model, not a curated record. The coding region runs from base 75 to 602 and encodes 175 amino acids. Gene Ontology annotation, cellular component: nucleus. Gene Ontology annotation, biological process: regulation of developmental process; regulation of DNA-templated transcription. NCBI's taxonomy places the organism in Eukaryota, Viridiplantae, Streptophyta, Magnoliopsida, Cucurbitales, Cucurbitaceae. Gene Ontology annotation, molecular function: DNA-binding transcription factor activity; transcription cis-regulatory region binding.